Messenger RNA from Arachis ipaensis, 1466 nucleotides. The record is from RefSeq and is a predicted model, not a curated record. NCBI's taxonomy places the organism in Eukaryota, Viridiplantae, Streptophyta, Magnoliopsida, Fabales, Fabaceae.
ACAUAUUAUUGAGAGAGAGAUAAAGAUAGCCAUUGCUAGCUGAGAUUUUACAAAGAACCCACCAACGAACCAAACCGCUUUCUCUCUGCUCUGCCAAUUUUUCAGGGGGUGCUCAUGAUGGAACAUUGAACUAGUGCCCAAAUAAACAGCCAGAAAGAAAAAGUCACCAACUUUGUGUUAUAGGGACCAGUGGGUUUUUGGUGUUACUAGCAAUAGCAAAGGUAAUAAUUUGCAAGUGUUGAAAGCGAGAAAUAAAGGGUACCCAAAAGAAGGAACAAACUCACAAACUCUGCUCUCUCAUGCUGUGAUGCAUGCACGUCUUCAUCAUCACCACUCACUCUAAUUCUAUUCUCUGAUGGAGGUUACAGAGGUUUAAGCUAAGUUUUCUUCACCUUUCUGUACCAGUUUUUCAGUGAAGCUUUCGUCUUGCUUAUUUAGUCAUCGAAUUCAUGCUCACUCAUUCAUGCCAGUGUCUUGGUGAUAUAAAAGCAAGCUAUGCUGAAUCGUCCAUAGCAACAACGUAACUAGCUAGCGAUCAGUGAUGGCAGAUUCUGAGAAACAAAAGAAGCUCACAUCAUCAUCCUCAUCAUCUUCCUUCUUCAGCUCUUUCACAUCAAAGGGAGUGUUCCAAGAAACAGAGAGCAUGAUGAUGAGCCCAACCUCCAUACUUGACAGCAAGCCAUUCUCGGGCUUCAAGAAGAACCCCUUUUGGUCAGAAACCAACAACAACAACAACAACAACAAGAACAACAAGAAGCGUUGUUGUUAUUCUGAAAAGUUGGAUUCAAAAGGCGUUGGUGUUGCCCUUCUUGAUGAAACAGCAGAAGCAAGAAUGGUGGUGUUUGGUUCACAGCUGAAGAUUCAGAUUCCUCCCUUACCACCAGAAGGUGAGAGGGUGUUCAAAGGGUGUGUAUCUGCCACCGAGUUGGAACUGAUGGAACUCUCUGAGGACUACACACGCGUGAUUUGCCAUGGUCCUAACCCAAGGACCACUCACAUAUUCGGUAACUGCAUCAUUCAGAGUACCCCUUCUGUUUCACCCAAGCUUGAUCCUUCUCACUCUUUUCUCACUGUCUGCUUUCUCUGCAACAAGAAUCUUGGGCAUGGUAAAGACAUCUACAUGUACAGUUAUUCAAUCCAUGUUCAGGGGUGAGAGAGCAUUUUGCAGCAAUGAAUGCCGUUACCAGGGGAUGCUGAUGGAGGAAGCUGAAGAGGCUGUUUAUGGGACUUAGUUCCUCAACUCUCAACCAUCAAUAAUAAUCAACUUCCUCUUCCAUUUUCAGUUUUAAUUUCUAGGUUGAAACUAUAUAUAGAAAUUGUAUCUGUAGAAAAUAGAGUUGGGGGUUUGAAUUAAAAAGUUAGAGGUUAUUUUUGUUGAAAUCAUGAAUUAGGGGAUUGCUUGGCUUGCCACAAUUUUUGUCCUUCAAUUCAAAUAUGGUAGUGAUGAUUAUUGUGUUAUACUCUUA